This is a messenger RNA of Xenopus tropicalis (tropical clawed frog), 1614 nucleotides long. Its product is annotated as vomeronasal type-2 receptor 26-like. Gene Ontology annotation, molecular function: G protein-coupled receptor activity. Gene Ontology annotation, biological process: G protein-coupled receptor signaling pathway. Lineage: Eukaryota; Metazoa; Chordata; Amphibia; Anura; Pipidae. Gene Ontology annotation, cellular component: plasma membrane; membrane. The record is from RefSeq and is a predicted model, not a curated record. The transcript is spliced from 6 exons. The coding region runs from base 1 to 1614 and encodes 537 amino acids.
AUGUCAGGAAAAUGGAUGGUCACUGUGUACUUAGCACUGAGUACUAAGAGAAUAGACAUCAGGAAUUAUCAGAGUCUCUUGGCCUUUGUAUUUGCUGUCACUGAAAUAAACAAAAACCCAAGACUGCUGCCCAAUAUCACUCUGGGCUUCCAUAUUGUAGAUCACUGUUUGACUGAAGCAAUGGCAACAAUUGGAAUGAUUGACAUUAUGAGUGGAAAAGGGCUUCCCAUCCCUAACUAUCGCUGGGGCCUUUCACCUAACUUGGUGGCUGUUGUGGAUGGCAUAUCUUCCAAAGUGACUCUCCUUAUAGCCAGAAUGUUAGUACAGAUUAGUUAUGCAUCCAUGGAUCCAGUAUUAAGUGAUAAAAAUCAGUUUCCAUCUUUUUACCGCACUGUGCCUAAUGAAAUUGCCCAGUAUGAUGCACUUAUGCACAAGUAUAUAAAGAAAGUCAGUAUUACAGGUGGGGACGGGAAUGAGUUACAUUUUGAUGAGAAUGGAGAUAUGCCUUCUGACUUUGACAUUUUAAACUGGAUUGUCUACCCAAAUCAGACUCUUGGUAGCAUCAAAGUAGGAACAUAUGCACAGAGAUCUGCCUCCCAGGAACUGAGAAUAAAUGAAAGUCUAAUACGAUGGAGCCCAUCUUUUAAUGAAACCCCACGUACACCUUGCAGUGAAACCUGCCUUAUUGGGUUUAGGAAGAAACCUAAAGAAGGAUUCCCUGAGUGCUGCAAUGACUGUGCACCCUGCCCAGAGGGAGAGAUAUCCAACCAGACAGGUGAGUGUUGUUUUAAAUGUCCAAUAAACCAAUGGCCUAAUUUAAAUAGAACCAUUUGCACUGAUAAAGUGAUCAUUUACUUAUCCUAUCAUGAGCCCCUAGGUGCAUCACUGGCUUUGUUAUCAGUUCUGUUUUGUAUCAUGACUUGUUUGGUUCUGAUGAUCUUCACUAAAUACAGGAACACAGCGGUUGUUAAAGCCAAUAACCGAGAUCUCAGCUACAUCCUCCUUGUGUCCCUCAAGAUUUGCUUUCUAUGUAAUUUGAUGUUCAUUGGCCAUCCCCGCCAUGUGACCUGCAUUCUAAGACAAACAGUGUUUGGUGUCAUCUUCUCUAUUGUUAUUUCUUCAGUUUUGGCUAAAACUGUAACAGUGGUCAUUGCCUUCAAUGCCACCAGGCCUGGAAGCAAACUGAAGAAUUAUUUGGGACCCAGAGUUUCUAAUUCCAUUGUAAUAUUCUGUUCAUUGAUGCAAGUGAUUAUAUGCACCAGCGGGUUAAUCAACUCUCCCCCAUUUCCUUAUUAUAACACCGAUGAUAUAGUUGGGAUGAUAGUAGCCGAGUGCCAUGAACAUUCAAGCUAUGGAUUUUACUGCAUCCUGGGAUUUAUGGGAUUAUUGGCAGCUCUUAGUUUUAUUAUUGCUUUCUUUGCUCGGACAUUACCUGAUAUCUUCAACGAAGCCAAGUUUAUCACCUUCAGCAUGUUGCUGUUCUGCAGUGUGUGGGUCUCUUUUAUUCCAGCCUAUCUAAGCACUAAAGGGAAAUAUGUUGUGGCAGUGGAAAUAUUUGCUAUUUUAUCUUCUAGCUCUGGAAUUUUGGGGUGUAUAUUUAUUCCCAAGAGCUGA